This is a messenger RNA of Pyrenophora tritici-repentis Pt-1C-BFP, 504 nucleotides long. NCBI's taxonomy places the organism in Eukaryota, Fungi, Ascomycota, Dothideomycetes, Pleosporales, Pleosporaceae. The record is from RefSeq and is a predicted model, not a curated record.
AUGGCUGCAGAGAAGGAAGAAUGGAAGAUCCCCCAGCUCACAGCCGAAAACCACGAUACUUGGUUUCGCCGAAACAAGGUCAAGCUUAAGGGGAAGAAAGUCUUCUAUGUCUGCGAGAAAAAUCUGGUACAGCACUGUCAAAUAGCAACAGCUAGUAGACUAACGGAGGCUAUGGAAGAGUUGGAAAUUGCUGAAACAGACAAGCAUACCAAGAUCCGCGUCAACAUUGAAAAAAGAGACAAGUACCUAGAAGAUGAAGCCACUGCAAUCGAUCUCUUGUUUCGGUCGCUUAGCGAGGAUGACCAAGCCCUCAUUGACGAAUACGAUACUGCCUUCCAAUUCUGGGCCUACCUACAAAAGAAGUACACCCAAACUGACGCCACAACUGCCAACAUAUACAUGACUAGAAUUCAAACGUUCACAUUUAAUCCCGGGAACACGAUUGUUGGAUCAUGGGAGAAGCUAAAGGACUACCGACGUAAACUUGUAGCAGCAGACGCCUAG